Molecule: messenger RNA, 8375 nt
Organism: Chaetomium strumarium
Lineage: Eukaryota; Fungi; Ascomycota; Sordariomycetes; Sordariales; Chaetomiaceae
Exons: 8
Coding region: 1-8121 (2706 amino acids)
Biological process (GO): amino acid activation for nonribosomal peptide biosynthetic process; secondary metabolite biosynthetic process
Cellular component (GO): cytoplasm
Molecular function (GO): phosphopantetheine binding; catalytic activity
Source: RefSeq, a predicted model, not a curated record
AUGCAGGUGUCAGUGUUCCCGGCAAAGGCACAACUUCUUGCCGAGGGCGAGGUUGCCGUCACGGGAGCCGAGCUUCCGUUACGGGAAAGUCGGUCGCACUCGUGCGGGUCGGGAAGUCACAUCGUUACGACGACUAAUGUUUGCGUGUGCCCUACUGGCUCACCUUGCCAUGAUCAGCCUCGUCGUGUUCACUACCCACGGCGCAAUUACUUGACAUUAUCCAUUCACCACAACAUGCGCAACCAUCCGGGGAGAGACACGAAUGCUUCGUCUCAGGUGACGACUCCGCCUUCCACGCCGCCGUCUCCCACGCCCAUGACUGAUACCGCAGUCGAAGAUGGCUGGCUGAAGGUGUGCAAACCACCUCAACAAACGGCCAGAGCGCCCAAGCAGAACAUGUCGCUCCACAUCACCUACAAGCAAGUCACCAGAGCGCUCUCGGCCCUACGGGACCUCGGCCACAAUAGCGAGUCCGGUGCGCAAUGGGCUCCCGACAGCCGCGACGUUGAGUGCGAGAUCCGAUGCACACCAGCCCAAGAGCAGGUGCUGCGGCGCGACUCGGAAGCUGCGAAACGGGCCGUCAACAUGCGUCUGGACCUAUCGGCCGACAUCGUCAAGAGCCACGACCAAGUCUGCGAGGCGUGGCAUGCUCUGGCCCGGCAGCACCAUGCGCUGCGGACAGCCAUCAUCACGGACGAGACGGUCAACGGCUUCGUUCUCUGCGUCUUCAAGCGGCCCAGAAAUGCGCGGUGCGGCUUCGAUGCUGACUUGGAGCACAUCCACACCUCGGACUUUGAGGGGCCGGCGCUGCUCAUCGUCGAAGGGACCAGUGUAGCUCCCCGAGUAACGCUCUGUGUGCCGCAACUGGUCGUCGAUAGCACCUCACUCGGACACAUAUGGAGGGACUUUGUGGUGCUUUUGUCGGGCGGGAUCCCAGCCCCGAGGCUGCCCCUUCCGCAGUACCUGAGCCGCAUUACCAACAAGACGGGAAGCCGCGAGUCGGCAACCAAGUUCUGGGCCACCACGCUCGGCUCGCUUCCCGACCUCGCGCUCCACUCGUUUCCGUUAGAGCGACACGGCACCUUCCAGACCACGGGGUCGGACACCUCGGUUGCCAUCAGCGGGUCGUCGCUCAGGCGGUGCGCGAAACAGCUAGGCGUGUCGGAGCAUGCCGUCGUGUAUGCCGCCGUGGGUCUGGUGCUGGACCGGCAUUGCAACUUGGGAAGCGAGGUGCACGAUAUCGCCUUCGUGGCCGAGGGACGGGACAAGACCAUCGAGGGCCACCACUCGGCCAUUGGCUAUGUCGACCACGAGUACCCCCUGAAGUUCCAGAUGAUGCCCGAGCUCACGGCAGCCUCGGCGAUCAAGGAAGCCGACCGUCUCAACACGAUGUCGGCCUCACAUGCCUUCCACACUAGCCGAGAGCUCUUGGACGCCAUCUCGGCAAGCCAAUUCAAGGUUUCGAUCUGUCUAGGAGACGACGACGGUAUUAUGGCAGCCGGGUCUGACACCACGCACCAGCACCCAGUGACGAUCAAGGUGCACAUCAGCCACGCGGUGUCCAUUACGGCGCAGCACGACACGGCCAUCCCGGCGGCCAAGAUCAAAGUUGUGCUCGAUCAUGUUACGAUGGCGCUCUCCGAGAUGGUCAAGCACCCCAAUUUCCUGCUGAGCGAGAUCGACAUCAUUGCGCCGGAGGAGCUCGACCUGAUGCUGGAGAUGGGCAAGCCCCUGACCCGUCCCGUGCGCGACAACGUGCACAAGCUCUUUGAGCGCCAAGUCCUCCUGACACCGGAUGCUCCCGCGCUGCAGUUUGAGGGAGGCCGCCCCUUGUCGUACGGCGAGCUGAACCGCAUCGCCAACCGCGUUGCGCGGCAGCUGCCCGUGGGCCGCGGCUCCUUUGUGCCCGUGUGUCUGCAGAGGUCGCCGGAGCUCAUCAUCUCCCUCGUCGCCAUUCUCAAGACCGGAGCGGCCUAUGUGACGAUGGAUCCCGACACGCCGCAGGAGCGAAACGACUUCAUCGUGCAAGACGUCGGCGCCCAGCUUGUGAUUGUCGACGACACCACGGCCGGCCGGUUCUCCGUCCGGGAGGUGGUCAUCGGGCAGCUCAUGGCCGAGUGCGUCCGGGCCAAUGUCGACGACAGCAACCUCGACCGCGACUGUGACCCCAGCGACCCGGUCUAUGUGAUCUACACGUCGGGGUCGACGGGGAAGCCCAAGGGCGUGCUGCAUGUCCACUCCUCGGCAACGUCCGGCCUUGCCGCCUUCCCGACGCUGCCUGCUCUCCGUCAACUCCUGUUCCACAACCCGGUCUUCUCGGCGGCGCAGCGGUCCGUGUGGUCAACACUAAAGCAGGGUGGCUGCCUGUGCCUGGCCAGCAAGGAGAACCUGACGGUGCACAUCGGACGCACCAUCAACCAGAUGCAGAUCAACGUCAUCGACGUCACGCCCUCGACGGCGCUGCUCCUCACGCCGGGCACCGUCCCGUGCCUCAAGCGCAUGACGGUGGCCGGCGAGCUGAUUAACCCGGCGCUGAUCCCGACCUGGGUCAACGAGCUGGAGCUGCUCAACGCCUACGGGCUGAGCGAAAACACGCAGGUCAACUGGCGGCGCGAGAUGGUGCUGGGCCAGAACCCGCAGAACAUCGGCCGCCCGAGCGACACGACCAGCUCGUUUGUGCUGGUCCCCGGCACCACGCGGCUCAGCCCGCUGCUCGUGCCCGGCGAGCUCUGCCUCGGCGGCGACCAGCUGGCGCUUGGCUACAUCAACCGCCCGGAGAAGACGGCCGAGGCGUUCAUCGACAACCCGUUCGGGCCCGGCCGCCUGUAUCGCACGGGCGACAUGGUGGUGGCGCACGAGGACGGGUCGAUCGAGAUGGUCGGCCGGAUCGACUUCCAGGUCAAGAUCAACGGCCAGCGGGUCGAGCCGGGCGAUUCCAACACCAUCCUGCAGACCCACCCGGACGUCCUCAACUGCAGCGUCGUCGCCGCCGACCUGCAUGACGGACGCAAGGCGCUCGUGGCCGUCAUUGUGGCCAAGACGGGCAGUGCUAGUGCGACCCGGGACUGGUGGCCGAGGCUGCGGAGCGAGCUCAAGGAUCUCCUGGCGCGGCAGAUCCCCAGCUACAUGAUGCCCACCUACUGGCUCCCGCAGGACGACCUGCCCCUGAACGUGAACGGCAAGGUCGACAUCCCGCGGCUCACGCAGCAUGUGCAGCGGAUUGGGAGGGAGGCGCUCUUGCGUUCCUCGACCGAGAAUUACCACGGCGUCGAAAACGGGGUCGUCGUCUCGCGGGAGCAGGAGGAGGCCAUGACUCGCCUCCUCGCGGCGCCUGCACGAAGACUGUGUGACAUCCUAGCCGCCAUCCUGAAGUUGACUGCCUCACGCAUAGUUAGCGCCAGCAACAGCACAUUCCAGGAGCUCGGGGGUUCGUCUCUAGACGCCAUCCAUGCCUCAACCGCAGCCUAUCGAGACGGGCUGGAAGUCUCCGUCGCCGACAUUCUCCGGCUCCCCCUCGGUACCCUGCUUGAUAGCGUAAAGCAGUCACAUGCAAAACCCCGUUCGGAGGCCGCACCGUUCUCGCUGCUACCAGCCAAUGCCGCCAGCCUGCUACGCGCGACGGACGACGCCGAGGAUGCCUAUCCCACCACUUCACUGCAAGACACGUUCCUGGCCGACUCCCUGCACGGAGGAUCAACCUACAUCUACCGCCGAUACUACCGCCUGCAGCAGGGCAUCUCACCCCAGCGAGUCCGAGCGGCGCUGGAGAGUCUCGCUUCGCAUCUUCCCCUGCUGCGGACGACCUUUGUCCGGCACAAGACAUCCUUCGUCCAAGUGGUGAAGAAGACGGCGCCCCCUCUAACCUGGCAAGACCUGCCACACACGACAAGCCAUGCCUUCUCUGCCCUGAAAAAGCCGUCGAUGCCGCUGGCAGGCAACUUUGUGCACUUUGCAAUGCUGCAGGACAACAGCAUACUGGCCGUCACCAUGCAUCACGCGCUGUUCGACGGCUGGUCCAGCGGCUUCCUCGUCGACGACCUGUCGGUCGUGCUCCGCGGGGAUGUUCCCCUCUCGCGGCCGCGCUACGCCGACUUUGUCCAGUACACGCGGAGGCUACAGCAAGAGGAGAAGGCCCAGCUCAGCCAGUUCUGGCGCGACAAGCUCGAUGGCGCCCCGCCCACGGUGCUGGGCCAGGAUGACGACGGAGGAGAAGAAAAGGAGGAAGCAGAAGAGGUUGCCGUCGAUACCGUCCUCGAUGGGGAUAUCCAGGCCACGGCUGCGUCGCGCAACAUCUCGCUCGGCCCGCUCAUCUACGCCGCGUGGGCCGUGGUGCUCUCCCGCCGGGCCAGACAGGAGGACGUGGUGUUUGGGGCCACGCUGUCCGGGCGCGACGUGCCCGUGCAGGGCAUCCUCGACAUGGCCGGGCCAACUAUCGCUACGGUCCCGUUGCGGGUCCGGCUGGGCGAAGAGAUGUCCCUGCUGGACUUGACGAGAGCGAUCCAGGACGAUGUGUGGGAUAUCGCGCCAAAGGCCCAGUUCGGCUUGCGCAACAUCACCAGGGAGGCCAAGCUAAGGCCAGGGCACUACGACACACUGGUGAACGUGCUCAUCAAGGACAGGGACGCCGAGGAAGCCGGGCCAGGGACAGGAGAUACCCUCCUGGUACCCUGCGAGCCCCACGAACCGCGCUACGUGGACGGCUACACCAUGCUAGAAGCCGAGACCGCGUCCGGAGGCCGGCUGAGGCUCCGUCUCCUCUCCCGCCUGCCCCAUGCCAAAGCCACCCUGCUGCUCAGCAGCGUGGCCGAGACGGUGAAAGCCUUCCUGGAUCGUCCCGACAUGCACAUUGGUGAUCUCGCCGCCACCUCGGAAGCAGAGCUCGCAUUCCUGGACUCGCUGUCCACGGUGCGGCCCACCGAGCCCGGCCUGACCGCCGUCACGCUCGUCGACAGGAUGAGUGCGCGGUACCCCGACAAGACGGCGCUCCAGGAGCUGUCCAUGUCCGGUUCGGGAGGCAAGAGGACGCUGUCGUACAGGCAGUUCGGCGACGGCGUCGCUCGUCUGGCGCGCUGCCUCGUCUCCAAGGGCGUCAAGAGGGGCGACAUCGUGCCCAUCUGCAUGCGCAAGUCCAUCGCCACGCUUACAGCCGUCUUUGGCGUGCUCAAGGCCGGCGCCGCCUUUACGCCGCUCGACCCUAAGAACCCGCGGGAGCGGAACAGCUUCAUCGUGCGUGAUGUGGGUGCCACCCUCGCCAUUACGGAUAACGCCAACGCCGACGUGUUUGACUCGUUUGCUGGCACGGUAGUGAACCUCGACACGCUCGACACCAGCGGAAGCACAGCAGAGCUGCCCCGCUGGCCGUCGGUGGACGACCUCGCCUAUGUCAUCUACACGAGUGGUUCGACGGGGCUGCCCAAGGGCGUGCAGGUGCAUCACAGCGCCGUGGGGGCCUCGACUGAGGGCAUGAUCGAGGCGUGCGGCGUCAACGACACCUGGCACGUCCUCUGGUUCCUCAACUACGUCUUCGACGCGUCCUACUUCGACGUCUUCACCGUGCUCGGCUCGGGCGGCACCAUCUCGAUGGCCGACCAGGAUACGCUGAUGACCGAUCUCGCGGGCUGCGUCAACGCCUUCGGGGUCACGCAGCUGAUGAUCACGCCCACCAUCGCCAAGCUGAUCUCGCCGGAGCAGGUGCCCUCGCUGAAGGCCCUGCUGGUCUGUGGCGAGCCCAUCAUGCCGGAGACGGCCAGUGUGUGGGCGACGCGCAUGGACGUGUACAACGGAUACGGGCCCACCGAAGCCACGAUCCUCAUGACCGUGUCCAAGGUUGUGCCCAACGGCAACAUCAAAAGCAUCGGCUACCCGUUGAAGGCUGUCAAGGCGUCCAUUCUGCAACCGGACUCGCUGGUUCCCGUUCCCUACGGCGCCGUGGGUGAACUGUGCGUCAGCGGUGCCCAGGUAGCCCUCGGCUAUGUGAACCGUCCCGACAUCACGGCCAAGGCCUUUCUGAAGACAGCCGACGGCUCGGUCCUCUACCGCACCGGGGACUACGCCCGCUGGCUCCCGACCGGGGAGAUUGAGUGUCUGGGUCGUCGCGACAGCCAGGUCAAGCUGAACGGCUUCCGCAUCGAGCUCGGCGAAAUUGAGAACACCAUCCUGACCCAGGCGGCCGAUGUCGUGCAGUCCUGCGUGGUCGGUACGGCCCAGGUCCAGGGCAAGAAGCAGAUUGUGGUCUACUACGUGCCCGUCGACAAGCCCGACAGCGAGCCAGAGAGCAGCCACGGCAUGUACGCGGCCGCUGUCGUCGAUCCCGCUGUGAUCCUUGACCGGCUCAAGUCCCUGGCUCACUACAUGAUGCCCAAGGUGUUAUUGCCCUUCCAAAAGUUCCCGCUUCUCCCGUCGGGCAAGGUGGACCGCAAGCAGCUGGCCAAGCUCGCCGAAGGACUGGAUCCCAAGACGCUGGCGGGCUACUCGACGACGACGGGGCCGACGACAGACAACGGGCAGCUCGUCCACGAUUCAGAGUUGACCAACGACGAGAGGACGCUCCGGAAUGCCUGGGCCGAGCUGUUUGAUGUGCCCGCCGAGAGCAUCGACCCCGACGCGCUUUUCUACGCCUACGGCGGCGACUCGAUCGCGGCCAUCAACCUCUCCAGCAUGCUGCGCCAGCUGAACCUGUCUCUGUCGGUCAACGACAUCGUCGCACACCCGUCUCUCCGGGAACAGGCCCAGCACAUCAAGCCGGCCAAGACGGCAUCGGCAUCCGUCCAGACGCUCCACUUCGAGGUGAGCCAGGUGGUUUGGGACAGGCUGCGGGCGGCUGGCCUGUCCGACGACGACAUCGAGGACAUCUACCCCUGCGGACCGGGCCAGGUCGAGUUCCUCACGCAGGGACACAGUCCAGACCAGUUCUGGAUGCUGAUGACGGUGCGACCGCUGCCCGCAGGCUUCGACCUCGACCGCUGGAUCGACCUCACGCGCGAGCUCACCCGGGCCAACCAGAUCCUGCGCGCCAUGUACAUGAAGCAGGACGACGCGGACCCCCUCAGCUGGGUGCAGAUCAUCCUCAAGGAGCCCGUCGUGGACCUGGCGGUGAUCGAUUGCCACCACGCCGACGCCGAGGCAAAGAACAGGCUGAUCGCCGCGCACUGGGAGCAGCGCUUCGCCAUCGGCCGGCCCUUCGUCCGCUACCUGGUGCUCCGGUACGCCGACGGGGCCAUGGACCUCGUCACCAAGCUCGACCACGCCAUGUACGACGGCACGUUGCUGCGCAUCUUCGACGACCAGUUCUCCGCCCUGCGCGACGGCCGCCCCUUUCCCGUAUCGCCCACCCCGUUCAAGGCCUUUGUCGAGCACACCAACCAGCCGCACCUCCGCGCGCCCAUGCUCGCCUUCUGGAAGUCCACGCUCGCGGGCAACCGCUUCUCCUUCCCGGCGCACAUCGCCGACCCCAAGGUCAGCGCCGUCGCCGUGGCCAGGACCAGUCUCCCCGUCAACGCAUUCGCGCAGUCCGCGGGCGUGACGGCCAGCAUCGUCUUCCAGGCGGCCUACACGCUCCUGUUAGCUAGACUAAGCAAUUCCCCGGACGACGUGACCUACGACUACCUGCUGACGGGCCGCAACGUGGACCUGGACGAGCCGCAGCUGAUCCCGGGCACGUGCGCCAACUUCCUGCCCUUCCGCGCGCGCAUCGCCGCCAACAACAGUUCCAUAACAAGAACAACCAUCCAAACCCUCCUCCGCGACACGCAGGCCGGCUUCUGGGCCAUGACCGAGAACGGGUCCGUCUCGCUGGGCGACAUCUACCACGACGACGACCGGAGGGUCGCCCACGCGGCCAAGACGCUCUUCCUGUUCCAGCCGUUCGAGCCCGCGCCCGCCGAACAGGACCACAUGCGCUGGAUCGUCAUGGCCAUGAGCAAGGUCACCAUGUAUGUCAACUACGCCAUCAUGUUCGAGGUGUUCAAGGAUGUCGACGGCGGGCACAAGCUCAAGAUGGGGUACGAUACGAGGUUGUUCGGGACCAAGGAGGAGGCCGAGGGGUUGUUGCAGUCGUACCUGGGGAUUGUGAGGGCUAUUGUCGAGGGACGGGUGACGAAUGUGGACGAGCUGUUGGCUUGAGCGAUGGUAUGGAUGGAGCUGUUUGCAAGUUGGGCGCUUUCUUCUUUGGCUGGAUCUUGCUUGUCUCCAUGUAGAUUUGGUAGUUUCACGAUUUGGUUUGUAGAUGCUGUGUGCCUUGUUCUGCUCGAAGUCGGUUGUUUUGCAGUGCUCAAGUUCCGAGGAUGCCCGAGCCGAGGGUCGGCUUCGUGUUUGGACUUCAAGUUAGGUCCUUCAUGAAACCUUCUCCGCACCCCUGGUGCAUGGAAUUUUGCUUU